UAUAUAAAGUCUGAAAUUGAAGGACUUGUAUUCUGACAACAGACCUAUAUCAACACGAAGUUACGAAGCAUUACAGUUCCCCUAUCUAGAACUUCGCUGGGCCUACCAAGCCGGCUUUUAUAAGUUAGUUGUCGCCUGCUCAGAAACCGAAACCAUGGCUUCCCCCUUAGUUGAUGUUUACGUAAAACUGCCUAAUGGCAGAACCUCAACAUUUGCUCUCAUGCCGACCGACAGUGCAAACAAAAUCUACGACCAAGUUGGCAAGGAGGAGGGAGUGUCAGGGAGGCGUAUUCGCCUUAAGUACCAGGGAAAAUUAGUUGAUAAAACAAGGACCAUCGGUUACCUAGGUAUCAGACCGGAAACUAUACUCAAAGGGGAGAUAGUGUUCCCCAAAACCAUAUCCAUUAUACUGAGAUUUGAGGACGGUCACACAAUUACCAUGGAUGUUCAAAAUGUGGAUGAAAUAUCAAGCAUUAAAUCCUACAUAAAAGAAGUGAAAGACAUCCCAACGACCAACAUUAAUUUAAAGAUUGCAGGUCAACCUAGAGUACUCCGAAACGACCAGCUUCUGUUUGAGACAGGCGCAAAGGAGGAGUCAAUCUUAGAUGUCAGCGGGCCAAAGUCCGAACCGCCCUCUAACAGUCCGGAAGCCGAUAGCAUAAAUGAGGACCCACCGGAAGCUUUGAAAGAGGACGUACUCUCCAGUUUUGACACUAAUGGCAAAAACGUGGAAGUGGUUUUCUGUUUUGACACCACCGGAAGUAUGGCGGUAAAUCUGACCACGGUGCGACAGAACAUCAAAGACACGUGCACUCGGCUUAUCCGGGACAUUCCCGGAAUCAGGAUCGGCAUAAUGGCCCACGGUGAUUACUGUGAUCAGCAUGAUUACGUCAUCAAGUCAAUGGACCUGACGUCAGAUGUAGACCAGCUGGUCAAUUUUGCCACGUCUACACCAUCCACGUGCGGUGGCGAUAGCCCAGAGUGCUACGAGUGGGCCUUACGAAAGGCACAACAGCUCGACUGGUCUGAAGACUCGGCAAAAGCGUUUGUCCUCAUCGGUGACUGUGAACCACACCCACCAUCUUACACUGACCAGCGCAUCAAUUGGCGGGAAGAAAUGGAGGUCCUUAAAGGCAUGGGAGUCAAGGUGUAUGGCGUUUAUUGUAAAGCAUACACUAGUCCUGCAGAACAUUUCUACGGUCUGCUGUCAGAGGAGACGGGAGGGUGUCUGCUCAAACUUGUCCACUUCAGUCUUAUAACAGAAAUGUUCUUGGCAGUGUGCUACAGGGAGGCGGCCCCCGAACAACUGGAAGCGUACACAGAAGAGCUAGAAAAGGAAGGGAAGUUGUCCGGAGAUACGAAAGAGCUUAUGGCACAGCUGGAUACAAAACCGACCGAGGGAGUGGAGGGUGAUGGCGGAGCUAAGAAAGCGGAAACGAUAAAGAGAUAUGUAAGCGCUGCCUGGUGGGAUAUAAGUUUGGACCACGGCCAAUGUUCUGAAUACAAAUACGACGCACAGAGUGACAGAUGGAGUGCUCAUAUCUCCCAGAAGCAUUCAGAUGUCCGCCUUUCCGCAUCCGGUACAGGGAGUGUAUCGCGGAAGAAACAGAAUAAGCGGAAGUGCAGCAUAAUGUAAAUUCUGACAAAUACGUUCCAAUGACCAAUGAAUAAUACGAAAAAGAAUUUGUGUAUCACACUUUCUUACGGAUGUUCCGUGAAUCCAAUCCAGCAGGAACGACAAGCACGGCUGUAUAAAACCCGUACUGUUGUAUACAUUUCCCGAAACAACAUUAGUGAUUGGAUCAAUAUAUAUAUCACGUGAUUGGAAGACGUACACAUUGCUCACUCUCGUGAGCUUUUGCCUUCUCAUACGGCAGUCAUUAUGUCUCCAGUCGACCACUUUGCGUUGGUCAAACAGCGAAAGGCUCGAAAUCGGACUUGAUCUAUCAGAGGGUCUUCCAGAGUGGAACCAGGGAAUGUGCAAUGACUGAUAGUUGUGAUGACGGCCAACUCUUAUUUGGUAAAUUCCUGAAGUGUUCCGAAAUAGUUUUCAUCUUCCGAAUGAAGUUGAUAUUCCGGACGUUCUCCCUAAACGGAGUUCUGGUUUCGUUAUUCCUCAUACAAAUUUAUGUAUAAUUGCUCUCUUCUAAGAUAUGGGUUGUGAAAGUACAUGUGGAUAAAACACUAUUUAUUGCAUGGUUCACUUUAUCGAAAACGCCAUGUGCGCAUGCGUCACCAUGAAUUAUUCACAAUGGACAUUCUUUCAGUACCCAUGGAAUACGUCAAAUACAUCAAUUCCAAAUCAUCAUCUCAGUAAAGUAUGGGUAUUUUCCCCUGUACCACUUAAAUAUAGAAAAAUAUGUAUAAAGUUCUUGGUUUGAAAAUGACGGAGAACGUGUGCGUACGUGUCUCUGGGUGCUCGGAGACAUUUUAAGUGACCGAGAUUGAACGUUUACAGGUUAGCGUUUUGAGGUUGAAUCGUGUGUGAGGAAUAGGAAAUAAACUGAACUACUUCAUAAAGUGAUACUUAUCUUUGACAGUGGAAGAACUUUCCUAGAUCAUAUAGAUCAUAAACUAUAUAAAGUUUUCUGAACUAGAGGACACCGACAUGGCAACAACAAUAAUACUAGGCUGUCAGAGUUGUUUCCUAAUAGAAGAAGACGCAUGGAAUCACGUCAUGCUGAAAAACAGCGCCAGCAUUGCUGCCACGACCAAAAGUUUAGUUGAAAUACUAAGUGAUUAGCUGUUUGGCCUACUGCCCGCAGUAACGAUUACAAUAUCUAUAACAUAACUAUUAUUGACGAUAACUCUUAAAGCGAGAUAUCUCUAAAUGUUUGAAUGUAUGCAUAUAUGUUUAUAACCUUCAUCAUAAUGGAGGAAAUAAAGAUAUCUAUCUAUAGAUGUACAGACAUAUAGUAUAUACUAUUUUUGUAGAGUAUACAAAGGGAAACUUAUACGCAAUCACACCCUUUUUGAAAGAUGUUCAUGUGGUAUUCGAUUGGAGGAAUUUCAUAUUUUGUUUUUGAAACACAUGUCGAUAUCUGACUUUGCGACGAAAUCCUUGUUCUUAUUUUGUUUCGUAUUGUUGAUUUUUUUUUGUCGUCGUUUUUUUUUGUAAGGAUCCUCAGCUCUAAAAUUAAGACGAUGUAGUCAAAAGGAUCGACUUAGUGCAAUAUCCAAUUAUACUGUCAUCAUUACCUUGUUUUAUUGGCAAAACAUUAUGCUUUUGUUAACCUUACUCGAAAAAAAUGAAUAAAAAUGGAAAUUUUGAAACAAAUCUUCAUAGCCCAACGAUACAACUACAAAACCAACAGUAUGGUACAUUGCAAUUAGAAUAUAUCACUUUUGACUGGCUGUUUUUGCUGAAAAUUUUAUAUAGAAGGUCAACUCUCAUCUGCAUUUUUUACAGACCAUACGUAGAGAUUCUUGACUCGAUGCAAGACCGAUUCUAUGUAAUUCGAAUUUUUGCGUAAUUUCGAUAACUGCAGCUCGGCUUGGCUCCAUUGCCAAGUUCGAGGUUGAAAAAUAGUCAAGUGUAACUAGCACAGAAGUAAACGAAGUACGUAAUUUUCAACGAGGAGCAAGAAAAGAUAAACUUAUUUUGACUGAUGAAAAGACGGCGAAACAAUUAUUUUAAAAUCAAAUAAGGUGUAAAGUCAAGGGUACCGCCAAGUUAGACUUAAUUAAAACCAUAUUCUUAAAACAAUUUUUUUAAUCGCAUGUUGCCAUGCAUUGGAAAGAAUUGUAGAAUUCGAAAUUUGAAUGUUUGAAAACGGAAAUAAAAAAAGAAAAGCAAGAAUACUGCGGUGGUCGAACUCAGGAGCAUUGAACUGCAAAGCAUGCACUUUACCAAUGAUGCCAUACAGGAAUUACAAAUUCACAACAUAAAAAUGUGUGUCAUAAUUUAUGAACUACAAAUUAAAGUAUAUUUGAAAAAAAAACAAGCCAUUCGGAUUGAUUUGUCUUGGCUGUACCCCGCUUU
Molecule: messenger RNA, 3982 nt
Organism: Mizuhopecten yessoensis (Yesso scallop)
Lineage: Eukaryota; Metazoa; Mollusca; Bivalvia; Pectinida; Pectinidae
Exons: 11
Coding region: 155-1636 (493 amino acids)
Molecular function (GO): protein binding
Source: RefSeq, a predicted model, not a curated record